Messenger RNA from Mesocricetus auratus (golden hamster), 3537 nucleotides. It is a transcript of the gene Smoc1, whose product is annotated as SPARC related modular calcium binding 1. Gene Ontology annotation, biological process: extracellular matrix organization. Bases 278 to 1669 code for a protein of 463 amino acids. Lineage: Eukaryota; Metazoa; Chordata; Mammalia; Rodentia; Cricetidae. Gene Ontology annotation, cellular component: basement membrane. The transcript has 13 exons. The record is from RefSeq and is a predicted model, not a curated record. Gene Ontology annotation, molecular function: extracellular matrix binding; heparin binding; calcium ion binding.
CAUGGCCCAGGCUCCGACAUCCAACCUGCUGUGGCCGCGGCCAGGCCGAGCGCAGCAGGCGCCACGCGCAGAGCACACGCUCGCGCUCCAGCUCUCGGACUCCGCCGUUCAUGACCGUGACCCCCGGCCGCAGGCUCCGCCAGCCCCUGCUACAGGCUCUCUGGCCGCACUCCGCCGCCGCCGCCGCCGCCAGGGUCGCCCCCGCCCCAAGCGCUUCGAAGCCAGCCCGCGCCCCCUGCCCGCUGCCCGCUAGCGGCUGCCUGGUUCGGCUGGCACCAUGCUGCCCGCGCGCGUCCGCCUGCUCAUGCCCCACUUGCUGCUCGUGGUGGUGCAGCUGUCCUCGGCCGGCGGCCACCGCACCACCGGCCCCAGGUUUCUGAUAAGUGACCGUGAUCCUCAGUGCAACCUCCACUGCUCCAGGACUCAAGCCAAACCCAUCUGCGCCUCUGACGGCAGGUCCUAUGAGUCCAUGUGUGAGUUCCAGAGAGCCAAGUGUCGAGACCCAGCUCUGGGCGUGGUCCAUCGAGGUAGAUGCAAAGAUGCUGGCCAGAGCAAGUGUCGUCUGGAGAGGGCUCAGGCCUUGGAACAGGCCAAGAAGCCUCAGGAGGCUGUGUUUGUCCCAGAGUGUGGCGAGGAUGGCUCCUUUACACAGGUGCAGUGCCAUACUUACACGGGGUACUGCUGGUGUGUCACCCCAGAUGGGAAGCCCAUCAGCGGCUCUUCUGUGCAGAAUAAAACUCCUGUAUGUUCAGGUCCAGUCACUGACAAGCCCUUGAGCCAGGGUAAUUCAGGAAGGAAAGUCUCUUUUCGUUUCUUUUUAACCCUCAAUUCAGAUGAUGGCUCUAAGCCCACACCCACGAUGGAGACCCAGCCUGUAUUCGACGGAGAUGAAAUCACAGCUCCUACCCUAUGGAUAAAGCACUUGGUAAUCAAAGACUCCAAAUUGAAUAACACCAAUAUAAGAAAUUCAGAGAAAGUCCAUUCUUGUGACCAGGAGAGGCAGAGUGCCCUGGAAGAGGCCCGGCAGAACCCCCGUGAGGGCAUUGUGAUCCCUGAGUGUGCCCCUGGUGGGCUUUAUAAACCCGUGCAGUGUCACCAGUCCACGGGUUACUGCUGGUGUGUCCUAGUGGACACAGGGCGCCCGCUGCCCGGGACUUCCACACGCUAUGUGAUGCCAAGUUGUGAGAGUGACGCCAGAGCCAAGAGUGCCGAGAUGGAUGACCCUUUCAAGGACAGGGAGUUGCCAGGCUGUCCCGAAGGGAAGAAGAUGGAAUUUAUUACCAGCUUGCUGGAUGCCCUCACUACAGACAUGGUUCAGGCCAUUAACUCAGCAGCGCCCUCUGGAGGUGGGAGGUUCUCGGAGCCAGAUCCCAGCCACACCCUGGAGGAGCGAGUGGCACACUGGUACUUCAGCCAGCUGGAUAGCAACAACAGCGAUGACAUCAACAAGCGGGAGAUGAAGCCCUUCAAGCGCUACGUAAAGAAGAAAGCCAAGCCCAAGAAAUGCGCCCGGCGCUUCACCGACUACUGUGACCUCAACAAGGACAAGGUCAUCUCACUGCCUGAGCUGAAGGGCUGCUUGGGCGUUAGCAAAGAAGGUGGUAGCCUUGGCAGCUUCCCCCAGGGAAAACGUGCAGGCACAAACCCAUUCAUUGGACGCCUUGUCUAAGGAGCAGAAGAUCAGAGGGCCAGUGGAGAGUCCAAGGAGACAGGACCGACCUUUAGACACCGAGCCUUCAGCACUGCCCACGCCCAGCUGCAGCCCAUGUAACACAAGUGGUGCCCGCCAUGUUUGCACUUUUAAUAACUCUUAAUGUGUGUGUUUUGUUUCUGGUUUCAUUUGUAAACACCAGUUAUCUAAUACCACAGCGGGGGCAGGAAAGGGAAGAAAGCGAUUUAUUCUCUCUUUUAAUGUUAAGUUUUUGGAUCUGCUACUGACAACUUUUAGGUUAUUGGGGAGGGGGGUGCUACUGGGAUUGAGAGGAAAGAGAUUUAUAUACUGUAUAUAAAUAUAUAUGUAAAUUGUAUAGUUCUUUUGUACAGGCAUUGGCAUUACUAUUUGCCCCCUCCCUCCCUCCCCUCUCCUUCCUCUGGACCCUCAGUCCAGGCUUCUCAGAUGGCAUCCUUAGCUUACCUGGGUUUCACUGAAGAUGGACUCUGUAUGAGAGCGGAUGGGGGCUCCGUGUUUGUGCUGUGGACCCAUCAGCUCUCUUCCGGUGGGCAGAGUGUACUGUCCCAUGCCAUUAGCUGUCAAAGUCUAAUCGCGUGGCCAUUGGUAGGGUGGUGGCCAGCAUGAACUCCAAAAUUCUGCAGUGGCCCACGUGCCCCUACUAUCCAGAUCCCUUGGCAGGCUAGGACAAAUAACGGAGCAAAUUAUGCUUGAAGGGGCUGAAUUAGGUUACUCUAAACAUUUCCACCCAUGUUCAGCACCUGCCACACGUAGGACACCAGAGGGGACACACAGAGCGUGUGAGGGAAGGACACCAGCAGGACUCUCCUUCAGCAGGUGUUUGGCAUCUGACAGAAACGUGAAGGUGGCAGGCCCGCACCAGCCCUUCCGCAAACCCACAGGAGAGGCUCCACAGGGUGUCUCACCCAACAGUAGCAUCAGACUGGACUUUACUUCCGUGCUCUCCCGCCGUCUCUCACCCUCAUCCUCACCGAUUGGGUCAAGCCCCCCAAACUGGAGUUAGUCCUCUGAUUUAUCCAACUUUUCUCAUGGACUUCCAGGCCUAUGGACCAAUUCUAGGAGUGGAAUUCAUGUGGUGUCCCUUACUUCUGCUUUCCCAGGAGGAGUAGGAGGAGUUAUCCAGCUACAGGAGAAUCUAGGUUUUUGCACAGGUUGUCACCCGGAUUGCAGAGUGGCCAUCCAGCCUUCAGGACAGACAAGCAGCUUCUUCUGUCUCGGUGCCAUGCUGAUUCAGAUGGCCUUCAGUCAGAGCAGCGAGUGACACUUAGCAGCUGUUUCCAUAGUCAGCCAUGGUGGCAGUGAGGGGUCAGGAGCUCAGGACGGGUUCUCUGGCUGGCUUGCCCUGGGCAAUCUGCCCUUGUCUGCUUUUCCAUCUCAGUAUCCCGGAAGCACAUCCACCUUGGUAAAUCCUAUUCUAUCUUGGGUCCGGAAGACAUUGGCCUCGUACAUGCUGCCCAGGUGUGGGGCACACAGCCUUCUUGGGACUUGAUUGAAGUUUUGGCUACAGAAGGUUCCUGCUGUUCUGCAGAGAGUCAUACAUGAUGACCAGUGGCCCUGUCCUGACAUGGUGCAGAGGAAGUCCUUUCUUGGAGCCUUGGCCAACAACAAAACACAAUGUGCUGGGAUUGGAGCUGAUGCCCCUCACAGCAGACUCCAGCCCCGUUUCCUGGCCUAAAGCAAAUGUACACAGAGAAGUCACCUCCACACAGGAGCUCAAAACCUAUCCAGCCACCCUUUCUCUCACAGAUGGCUGCAGGCUGUGCUGUGUGGGUUUCCCUUGGGAGGGAGGGAGAGAAGAAACAUGUUUGUAGCUUGUUUUAUAAAAAAUAAAAAAUGGGUAAACUUGG